Molecule: messenger RNA, 972 nt
Organism: Pundamilia nyererei
Lineage: Eukaryota; Metazoa; Chordata; Actinopteri; Cichliformes; Cichlidae
Gene: akr1a1a
Product: aldo-keto reductase family 1, member A1a (aldehyde reductase)
Molecular function (GO): oxidoreductase activity
Source: RefSeq, a predicted model, not a curated record
AUGAACACCUUUGUGACUCUCUCGACACGGCAGAGGAUGCCCGUGAUUGGACUCGGCACAUGGAAAAGUACCUCGGGACAGGUGAAGCAGGCGGUGCAUACAGCUUUAGAGUGUGGAUACAGGCACUUUGAUUGUGCUGCUGCUUAUGAGAAUGAAAAGGAGGUUGGAGAGGCUCUGGCUCUCUGGGUGGGUCCAGGAAAGGCUCUGCAGCGUGAAGAAGUGUUUGUGACUUCCAAACUGUGGAACACCAAACACGACCCCCAGGAUGUUGAAGAGGCAUGCAGGACCAGUUUAGCAGAUCUGGGUCUCUCCUACCUGGACCUUUACCUCAUGCACUGGCCCAUUGCAUUUCAGAGGGGGAAGGAACUGAUGCCUCGAAAGGAAGAUGGAAGCAUUUGUUACUCUGACACACACUACAGGGAUACUUGGACUGCCAUGGAGAGCCUUGUAGAUAGAGGGCUAGUCAAGGCUAUAGGUCUGUCCAACUUCAAUGCCAGGCAGACUGAUGACAUCAUAAGCAUGGCCAGACACAAACCUAUAGUAAACCAGGUUGAAUGCCAUCCAUAUUUGUCUCAAGCAGAUCUCCUCUCACACUGUCGCUCAGUGGGAGUUUGUGUGACAGCUUACAGUCCUCUGGGCAGUGGAGACAGACCCUGGGCCUCCGCUAAUGAACCAAGUCUGCUAGCAGAUCCUCGACUGGGAGCCAUAGCCCAAAGAUACAAGAAGACACCGGCCCAGGUUAUACUCCGGUGGCACAUUCAGAGGGGUGUUGUGUGUAUUCCCAAAAGCGUGACGCCUUCCAGAAUCCAGCAGAACUUGAACGUGUUUGACUUUUCCUUGUCAGAAGAGGACACGAAGAGCAUUGAAUCCUUCUAUCACAACAAGCGUUUCAUCGCUCCAACAGUCGAGAGAGAGAGUGUGGAGAGAUGCUGAACAUCCUCAUUUCCCCUUCCAUGAUGCUUACUGAGUCUC